This is a messenger RNA of Nerophis ophidion (straightnose pipefish), 655 nucleotides long. It is a transcript of the gene snrpd2, whose product is annotated as small nuclear ribonucleoprotein D2 polypeptide. NCBI's taxonomy places the organism in Eukaryota, Metazoa, Chordata, Actinopteri, Syngnathiformes, Syngnathidae. Gene Ontology annotation, molecular function: RNA binding. Gene Ontology annotation, biological process: RNA splicing; spliceosomal snRNP assembly. The record is from RefSeq and is a predicted model, not a curated record. The transcript has 3 exons. Gene Ontology annotation, cellular component: precatalytic spliceosome; U1 snRNP; U5 snRNP. Bases 136 to 492 code for a protein of 118 amino acids.
ACCCGGAAGCUGUUCAAAAUGAGGCGCUCAAAUCCCGGAAGUAGUCGAGUGUCCUGUCUCCACGCUCGUAGAAAUCGUUGAUAAUACGGAGGCGUCGUGAGGGAGACUGUGUGGACAAAAUCAUUAUCAGCAACCAUGAGUCUGUUAACCAAACCCAAGUCCGAAAUGACUCCGGAGGAGCUCCAGAAACGUGAAGAGGAGGAAUUCAACACAGGCCCCCUGUCUGUGCUCACCCAGUCCGUCAAGAACAACACACAAGUCCUCAUCAACUGCCGCAACAAUAAGAAGCUGCUUGGGAGAGUCAAGGCUUUUGACAGGCACUGUAACAUGGUCCUGGAGAAUGUGAAGGAGAUGUGGACGGAGGUUCCAAAGAGUGGCAAAGGAAAGAAAAAGUCCAAGCCUGUGAAUAAGGAUCGCUACAUCUCUAAAAUGUUUCUCAGGGGCGAUUCGGUCAUUGUCGUGCUGCGAAAUCCUCUAAUCACAGGAAAAUGAACUGUCCAGUAGCUUGAGUCACAGGGUCGGUCCCUUUUUUUUUCCUUUAUGAAAACAUUUUGCUUUAGUUAGUGUUGUUCUGUUUCCCUAAGGAAACAAUACUUUCAUUUGCCGACGGCCGCCUUCUGUGUUUUUCAUUUUAAUAAAAAACAAAUGAUUGGUA